Molecule: messenger RNA, 849 nt
Organism: Mytilus trossulus (common blue mussel)
Lineage: Eukaryota; Metazoa; Mollusca; Bivalvia; Mytilida; Mytilidae
Product: neuronal calcium sensor 2-like
Exons: 4
Coding region: 226-804 (192 amino acids)
Molecular function (GO): calcium ion binding
Source: RefSeq, a predicted model, not a curated record
AUCGAGAUUUAGAUUGACAAUAUCAUGAAUAAUACGCAUUUAUAUAAUAAGAUAUGUGUGACUACACGUGUAUAAUCGUUGCCAGUUUUGUUACAUGAGCACUUGCGAUGCAGUGAAUUUCAAAAUAAGCAGAAAUUUUCGAAACAUGAUUUCCCUCUAUAUGUAACGGGUCAGUGGCAUUAAAGGAUAUUUAGUUAUCAACAUAUUGCACGAAAACAUUCAAACAUGGGGAACCAAAUGAGGAAACAUAUACCGGAAAAAGACUUUGAAUAUCUAGAAAAACAUACAGAUUUCCAGAAACCAGAUAUUAUGGAGUUUUAUAAAGAAUUCAUGAAAAUCAAUCCGGAUGGUAACAUGAAGCUUGAAGCUUUUAAAGAAUUUUUGAAAGGUUGUUACAAAGAAAAUAGUUCCGACUUCGCGGAAAAUUAUUUUCGUGCUGCAGAUAGAGAUAAAAGUGGGAAAAUAGAUUUUAAAGAAUUUUUAUUAUUCUUGAACCAUGAAUGUACUGCUGAUCCAGUGGAAAAACUCAAUUGGGUGUUCGAUUUAUUUGACAUUGAUGGCAACGGUACCAUUGAAAGACCAGAAAUGAUAAAAAUGUAUAAGACAGUUUUAGAUUUACGGAAGAAACGAUCAAAAUACGACACAACUCCAGAACAAAUAGCGGAGAAAAUGUUUGAGAUAUGCGAUAAAAAUGUUGACGAUAAACUAACAAAAGUAGAAUUUAUAACAACAUUCAUGGAAGAUCCUGUUUUAUAUGCAAUAUUCUGUGGAACUAUGACAGAAGAAGACGAAGAGGACACGUGACAUCCUAAGUUUUCUGUAUAUAAUGAAAAUGACAAAAAAGAUUGC